AUGCAGUACGUGUGUACUGUGUGUGUACAAUGCACGCAUUAUGCAUUGCAUUGUAAUGGAAACUUGCGUUGUGUUACGUUACAUAGGUGUGCAUUUUAGGCGAAUCCAUCCGGAAGCCGUUCUUUCGUUUAGAAAUCCGUGUUCUCGUUGUUUUCUGACCAAAAAAAGGUUUGUAACAACGCACUUUGAUUUCAUGUAAUUGUAGCCCAAAUGCUUUGAUGAGGUGACAUUGUCAUAAAGUGGAUUGGAUCAAUUUCAAGUAAACUUUACCUUUCUGUCUCCAAGAGCCAAACCAAGACAGAUUUUCACUGGUAUUAAGUUAUUGCAAUCAGAGGUCCAGUGGACUAGCACUCCUAUCAUCACAAUGGCUACAAGACGCACAUUCAAGAACAUAGUACACAAUUACACAGAUGCCCAGGUCAAAGUUCGAGAUGCCACCUCGAACGACCCUUGGGGGCCCUCCAGUUCACUUAUGUCGGAGAUUGCGCACCUCUCAUACAACGUAAUGGCAUUCUCGGACAUCAUGAGCAUGAUCUGGAAGAGGCUCAAUGACCAUGGCAAAAACUGGAGGCAUGUCUACAAGGCAUUGGUCCUCCUGGAGUACAUCAUCAAGACAGGGUCGGAAAGAGUCGCCCAGCAGUGCCGCGAAAAUAUAUUCGCCAUCCAGACCCUGAAAGAUUUUGAGUUCUUUGAUAAGGAUGGUAAGGACAUGGGACUUAACGUGCGCGAGAAGUCAAAGUCACUUGUGGCUCUUCUCAAGGAUGAUGAACGGCUGAAGCAGGAGAGAGUGAGGGCGCUCAAGGCACAGGAGAGAUUUGCGCAGGCCUCGCAGGGUGUAGGAAGCACAACUCCGGGCACGACAGAAUUGGAGUCGAGCGCCAGCCAUGAUGAAAGUAACCAGUCUGAGAAUGCAGCUAACACUACAUCAGCGGCGACACCCCCCAGAUCCCUGUCCACUGAUAUAGAGCAGGCUCGUCCUCAGACUACUGGCGAAGAAGAACUUCAACUCCAGCUGGCGCUAGCCAUGAGUCGAGAAGAGGCCGAUCAGAAGGAUAAGGAGAUCCGGAGCGACGACAUCAGAUUAAAAAUGGCACUUGAUGAAAGCCAAGAUAAUAAUGUUGUAGGCCAGCCAGCUGCAACCACUUUACUGCAUCUGGCAUCUCCACCUGCACAGGACCCUUGGGGUGCCCCAGCCCCAGUUUCUUCAUCCCCAGCAUUCAACAACACUCAAGCCAACGUCACCGUCAACGACCCAUGGAGGAACAACGCUUCACCUGCCCACAAAAACCCACCACCACUAGGAGCACCUGACUGGGGCUCGUCUCCACCCCUAGCAGCAGCUGCACCGGCCAGUGAUCCAUGGGGUGCUCCCCCACCAGCUCCUGCUCCAUCUGUAGCUCCAGCUGAUCCCUGGGGUGGUGUGGCUGCUCCUGCACCAGCCGCAUCAUCGGUACCUGAUCCUUGGGGUUCCACAGCUCCUGCUGCAGCACCAGCCAAGAGUGACCCUUGGUCUAUGAACGGUGGCGGCGCUGCCCCAGACCCUGAUGCUGAAUUUGACAGAUUGCGAGUGAAUCCCAUGGAGGGAACCGUCAAUGCAGUGAGCAUAGACGAUGCAUUUUUCUCAGCGCCUGCUGCAGCCCCGCCCUCCUACAACAACACAUUUGACAUGACAGGAAUGGACCAAGCACUCGGAGGCUCUUCAAAGAAACCAGAGGAUUUCCUGGGCAAGAACUCCAAACUGGUCAACCUGGAAUCUCUGAUUGGCCCCACCAGGGAGACGGUUGGACAGCCAUCCAUGCAAGGAACCAAUCCUUUCAUGAUGGUGCUUGGAGCAACUCCACCACCUCCUGUAGCAGCAGGUCUCCAAACACCUGUCAACAACCCCUUCCAACAACAGAGGAUGCCAGCUCCUACCAUCAACCAGAUGAGGGCUCAGCCUGUCGUGGAUGUCAACGCUGGCUUUGGUGGAGGAGGAAUGGGUAUGGGUGGGGGUGUGGCCAUGGGUGGGGGCACUACCCUCCCGCCCCCUCUCCUCCCGUCAGGCGGUGGUCUACCCCCUGCCCAGCAGCAAGCACAAACCAAUCCUUUCUUGCUGUAGCAUUGCCAGUAUCAUCAUGAGUAUUACAAGAAAAUGUAUGGUAAGUGUGAAUGGAGUGGACAUCGUAGCAAUUUUACUUGCUGGUUCUUUUCUCAUACAUAUCAUUAACUACAUGCCAAUUUGAUUGUCUAAUAGUGAAUACUAGCAUUGAUGUUCAAGUGAAGAUAAUAUGUUUCUUGAGUGAUUAUAUGAUUAAUAUAUUCUUUAACAAAUCAUUUGUAGUGUUUGUAAAUACCAAUCAAAUGUUUGAAAGCUCAAAUCGUACUGUGUUAAUUUUGUUUUUAUAUAAUUAUAAAUGUAAACUUUAUUUGUAGUGUGAUAUUUUUAGGGAAAGGUAAACACACAUACAGGUUGUAUCAUGACAUUGUCUUUUCUGCUGUAACAAUGUACUUGUAUGGAAUUAUAGAUCUUCAACAGUACAGAGCAGUUUAAGAAUUCAGUUAUCAUUGUAAACUCUUUUUAUAGAUCAUAUUACCCUAGAUAAUUUUUUUUAAAGAUCACUAAUUGUACUCUAACUGCAGCAGAAAGAAAUCAGAACUUAUUUUGUCAGUAUAUCGUAUUUUCAAUUAUUCUAGAGUUAUUUAGAAUCAGUUAUGUCAUUAUAUUCACGUAUUUACAUUGCAUAGUUUUAAGAUAUUGUUUUUCUAAGAUAAAAGCCCCAAAACAAUUAACUGAUCUUGUAAGAUAGGCUAUGGUUCAGAGAACAAAAAAAUUACAUAUGUACAACGUAAUUUGAAAUCAAUCUAUUGUAUUUUUAAAAUUUAUGACCAAAUUUCCUGGACUUGACAAAGUUAUUUUUGCAUGGUCUUGAUGCUGCUAUAUAUUCUUUGUAAAAUAUCUGAAAACUGAAGAAAACUAUGUAGAGAAUAAAUUAUUCAGCAUGGCUUAUUUUGGCCGUAAUUGUUAACAAAAAAUUGCAGAUCCAAUGUUGCUUGACCGUAACAGCAUGAGAAGACACAGAGAGAGUUUGACAUUUUUUUCAACGCAUUAUUAAUUGCCUAGUGGGGGGGGGGGGGGGGUGGCAAGCAAUACUACAAAGCGCUUUAUGCACUUAUUCGUUAUUCGUUAAGGAAAAGGUGCUUUUGGAAUUUGGAAUAAAUCUCUUCAUACAUAUGAGGUACAUUUGCAGAGGACAAGCAAAUAAGAUACAUCCUGAAAGAUAAAGAAGUCGGUCAGUACAUUAUUUUCUGUAUUACAUAUAUCAUACACCUGUACUUUAAUAAGUGCUCUGUGCCAUCUCAAAUUUAUAUGAGCGUAACAUUAGCAAGUAUAGUGUAUUAUUAUGUUGUGAGUAGAAGUUUUCUGUUUCCUUGCAUAAUUAAUAUCAAUAUUUGAUAUUGGAAGUCAUAUUUAAUUUAUUCUUGGAAAGUACACCUUAUUAAGCAAUUAAUUUUCAAUCAGUUUUGAAUAUUUGAUAUUUGAAUAAUCUUAUUAAGACAGAUCAUGAUGAUUUUGUGAACAAGGAAAGUGAUUGUAUCUUCUUUUUUUCUCCAAUUACAUGAACAUGUUUGUAUAGAAACAGGGUGAAAAUUAAAUACUUGUUGUCUUGCAUGUACAUGUAAUGGAUUUGGAAAGAAAACAAGAUCGGUUGUAGAAGAUGAAAAUAAGGCAAUUUUCAGUCUGUAAAUGGUAAUUACCAUUUUAAUUUGAAGAUAGUGGAGGGUAGGUCCUUUUGCGUGAUUUGACACCAUUAUUAAAUAGGGCGAUUCUGUACAAUGUAUCCUGUUCGACAUGUACCAUUUUUCCCAAACGUUUCAUCCACGAAUGACAAAUCCUUUGAUAUGAUGGGUAACCAGGGAUAAGAGAAAGCACUUUUAUUCAGCGGUCAUGUAAAGAGAUUCUUCCUUUUGUGGAUAAAAUGUGUACCAAGGUAGACAAAACAUGUGUCGUAUGGCAUGGAAUCGCUCUAAAUAGAAAGUCUGCUUGAAAGCAUACAAGAUUGUUUUUUAGGACUAUCAGGUCUUACGCAAUUAUUGUAUUAGUCAGCUGUGAGCUGUUUAUCAUAGAAACCAUCUACAGCGACAGGCAGCUGAGAAAUAUCUGUAAUAAUUCUACAUUUUAACCUGUAUAGAAAGGCUGCCCUGAGGUCGUCUUUAUAAAAAGGUGGUGUCUUACAUGUUCUCCCAGACUUGUCUCAAUGAGAAUUAGGGGAAGCAAAAUUAGAGUUUAUAGUGAGGUAGGUGUUCUUUUCUAGGUAGUAGCUCAAGGAGCUCUGAUAGUAUCUCGCAAAUCAAAGCUGAUUGUUCUUUAGCAACCGUGUUUUGGAUGAGCCGAUUAGCGAGGCAAGAUCGUUUUAGAUGCUCCCACCAUGUGCAAGACGUUUGGACAUGCAGGAAUGGGAAUCCCUACAAGUCUUGAAGUGCAAGCAAACUGUGAUGCGUUACCCAAUGGGAUACACUCUGCACCAUCUUUCCAUUGUCCAAGUCUUCGGUGAGAGGCAGUUUAAAAGACUCCAAGAUGACGGGAACAUCUGCUGCUGGUACUGGCGUUUGUGUCUUGUUCCUCGUGCGAAAAAUUGAAAUUGACCGAAGAACAAUUGCUGAUUUCUAGUGAAUCAUCUAGCGUCAGAAAUGUACAAAAAUCUUUAUACAUAAUUACAUAUAUAUGCAAAUCUUUUUAUUUUUGUGAAUUUCUGUAAAAUUCUUGAUGCUCUAUGACUGUGUUUUUAGGUGGUUGGUGUAACUGUAGUAGCUGGGUAUACUUUAAAAAAACAAUACAAAUUGAUGCUGAUAGUACAAUUGUAUCUAUGUUAACUAGUUGUCUUUUGUUUGAAUGCUAAUGGUGAACAAGGUGAAAGUUAAUUGAAAUUCAUCAGUAUUUUUUCAUUUAUACUUAUUGUCUAAUAAAAUAUGUUUGCUUCUCUUCCAUUCGUGGAUAGUCUUCAUUCAAUGCACAUGAUGAUAUUUCAUUUACUCACCUGGUUUUUCCUGCAUAUUUUGUCAAGUAUGUACUAAGCGUAUACUUAAUUUAUAGUUUUAAGCAUCGAUCUUUGUGUCAGCUUUUGGAUAAUUGAAUUACCCUUCAGUGGCUCUCAAAGAUUAGUUACGUGAAAUUUAUAAAUACAUUUCAAAUGACGAAUUUAAAUUGACAAUGUGCACCAUUGGGAUCGGUUGUUGCUGUUACUAAUUCAAAGCUAAACCAGUUGUGUAUAAAAAGAUGGACAGCUUCAAAUUUCAAUUUUUUAAUUGUGAAAUAAUAAGUAAUGUCAUUGCAUUACCCUGCACUGAACAUGUACAGAUGUAAUUUACAUAGUCGCAUGUAUUUGAUUACAUUUCUUUCAUUUCCUCCUCUGACUUUCUAUUCCUUGGGAUGAUUCAGCCGUUUAUCUGCUGAUCGUCUGUGGGAUCAGUAAUGUGGCGUUGAACCUGGCUUGACGGUAUGAUCUAUGGAAUGCCAUGUUUCGAGCUUAAAAAAUAACUUUAAUUCUGCAAGUUCCGGAGCAAGUUCUGUAUAAUUCUGUCCUUUACAAAAAAAAUCCAAAAAGAAAUCCAAAAAAUAAUAUCAAUUUUCAUGACAUGAAUCGAGUUUGUCAUUUCAUUGCAGAAUUAUUGUUAUUUUUAAAGAUGGAAAAGUUGUAUGUGGCAUUCCAUAGAGUUUACCAACACACUCACUAAACAUGUAAUAAUCAGAAACAUAGAAAUUCAUAUUCACUUUAUACUUCUUAGAAAAGUAGUAUGUGAUGCUUGUUAGUAUUUAUUUUACACAUAUGUUACCCAUAAAUUGUUGAGAAGGAUACAAUUGUAAUAAUUUGGUUGAUUCAGUGAAAAGUGUAGUGAUUUAGAGUUUUAUCUAACAUGUGCUUUUCUCAGAAUUGUGCGCAAUCACGAACAAACAUUUGUAUGUGCUCUUGUUUAUGCGAAGGUAACAUUGAUGAAGAAUUAUAUUCAGUGAUUUAGAUUUGAAAUGCCAACCAAGAUUGUUAUUGUAUCUCUUAAUUUGGAGUAAUAUCAUUAUACAGUCAAACCUGUCUAUAGCGACCGCCCAAGGGAAACACAAAAAGUGGUCUUUGUAGACAGGUUCCUUUAGUUCAUGUUUCAAUGAGAAACUAUUUUCAAGGGAAAUAACAAAUGUGGUCUUUGUAGACAGGCGGUCACUAAAGCAGGUUUGACUGUAGCAUGUUCCUGGGUUAGAGUCUUGUGAUCUUAUCAUUAAAAUCAGCUCAAAUGUCAUAGUUUACUCUUCAUUUUUAAAUAAAGAGUAUGUUUAUGCAAAGGAACUUGAUAUUUGUAUAAAAUUUCACCCAAAAGCCAAAUAAUUCAAUUUUUAUAUGCCAUUGAACUUUGGAGGAAGCUACCUUCGCCUGUAUAACCCCAAACAAUCGAGUCCUAUUUUCCAAGUGUUUGUUUAGAAGCAUGGAAUCAUUUUAUGUACGCCAUUUAUAUAGACAUUAAUUGUAUAGUGAAAGUGAGAAAAGUUAUCAUUAAAUAUAUGUAUCAAAUUUG
Strongylocentrotus purpuratus (purple sea urchin) is the source of this 6540-nucleotide messenger RNA. It is a transcript of the gene epn1, whose product is annotated as epsin-2. Gene Ontology annotation, cellular component: plasma membrane; endosome; clathrin vesicle coat. Gene Ontology annotation, molecular function: clathrin binding; phospholipid binding. The record is from RefSeq and is a predicted model, not a curated record. The transcript has 5 exons. Lineage: Eukaryota; Metazoa; Echinodermata; Echinoidea; Camarodonta; Strongylocentrotidae. Gene Ontology annotation, biological process: endocytosis. Bases 365 to 2098 code for a protein of 577 amino acids.